Messenger RNA from Talaromyces stipitatus ATCC 10500, 2340 nucleotides. RefSeq names its product C6 transcription factor, putative. Lineage: Eukaryota; Fungi; Ascomycota; Eurotiomycetes; Eurotiales; Trichocomaceae. Gene Ontology annotation, molecular function: DNA-binding transcription factor activity, RNA polymerase II-specific; DNA binding; zinc ion binding. Gene Ontology annotation, biological process: regulation of DNA-templated transcription; DNA-templated transcription. The transcript is spliced from 4 exons. Bases 1 to 2340 code for a protein of 779 amino acids. The record is from RefSeq and is a predicted model, not a curated record.
AUGGCGUCUUCCCUAUCUCCUCAGGCCUCGUUGCCCCCUCCAUCUGCUCUGACAUCUGCUCCUCCGAGCAGACCAAGCAGUGGAUUACAGAUGGCUUACUUGUUACAUCCACCUACUCAACAAGGCCCUACGCUACCUAUGCCGACUUCCUCACCCUAUACUCACUCUUACGACUCAGCAUCCGGAUCUCCGGCGGAUCGCGCAUCUGUUUUGACGGAUGGGAACGGCUCUCUUCCCGAUGCCCCAAGUCUUGCGCCUCAUAUGGGAGGUGCUGCAGGACAACCCCAACAGAAGAGAGCUUAUCGGCAAAGAAGAAAGGAUCCUAGCUGUGACGCUUGUCGGGAACGUAAAGUAAAGUGCGACGCCUCCGAAUCAUCAAGCUGUACAGAGUGUUCGAAUCGAAAGGUUCGAUGUCAGUUCACCAAGGAAACAAACAGGCGCAUGUCUUCUAUAAAACAAGUCCAAGAUCUGGAAAAACAGCUCAGUAGCACUAAACAGCAACUACAGCAACUUCGGUCAGGUGUUUUAAAAGCAGACAAUGUGAUGGAUAUUGAGUUUGAUGUCAGCGGUCAACCAGUGCUAAAACUUCCAGAUGUCGGCGGUCGACCCGUGCGACAGAAUCGACCUCCAGUAUCUCAGGAUUACUCUAGAGUGCGUGCGAAUGUGCGCACCUUUGGAUCUGGCAUUGUCAAAGUACCUCCACCAUAUCGACAGGUGCUCUCGUCUUCCUUUAUUACGGACAACGGACCUGCGCUCCCUUCGAAAGCCCUCGCGGAUCGAUUACUAGCUCAGUAUCAUGCAUAUGUGCACUCGGUUUUGCCAAUUAUCCACUGGCCGAGCUUCACAGCCGAGUAUGAUAAAGUGUAUCAGCAGGGAAACUUGCGUGGAAUUCCUCGAGAGUGGGCGGCUGUUCUCUUUGGUGUUUUCGCAUGCGGUGUGAUGCAUUCUCUAGAAUCAAACAAACGACAUGACGCUCAAGCAUACCUUUUGGUAUCACAAACAAUAGUUGAUAUCUGGUUGGACGAUUUCACUCUUGACCAGGCCCGUGUCUCGCUUCUCGCCAGUAUUGCUCUAUAUGAAAUGAACUCAAGGUCUUCUAGCUGGGUUUGGCUCGGUUCGGCUGUGCGAAUCGCGCAGGAUAUUGGACUUCAUAUCGAAUCCGGUCCAUGGUCAACUGUUGAGCGAGAAAUGAGAAGGCGGCUUUGGUGGGGAAUUUACGCAUGGGAUAGGCUAUUAUCUCUUGAGUUAGGCAAGCCGAUUUCAAUCAAUGAUCAAGACUGUGAUGUCGAUCUACCAUGUCCGGUUGAUGAGCAAUUCAUUGUCGAGGGAGCUCGACUACCAGAAGGCUCGAACACGAACUCUUUGUUAGCUACGAUCCAUGUGGUGCGCUCAAUUGGACAGCUCACCAAGACGUUGAGGUCUCCUGUCGUCAGUCCUGCAACACUCGAGAUAUUUGAUCGUCAUUUUAAUGCUUGUCUGGCGACAUUUCCUAUUCAUUUUCAUCCAAAGUCGGAUAACUUACUUGACCCGAGCUCCUUGGCACCAAUCGUCUAUCUUCAGAAUGCACGUUUCAUUCUACAUCGCCAUAAUAUAUCGCCGUAUUGCCCCCCUGACGUCCGGUUUCCCGCCUUGGCUCAGUGUCUCUUGAUUGCCCAGGACACCGCCCGUGUACUCUCGAGAUGCAUGCAUUCACCACCACCAGCCGCUCCAACCUCGGCCUAUGGAGGAGCGCGUAAUGAUUGGCAAACUUCACUUACCUCUUCCGCGUCGACCAUGCUGUGCACACAUAUCUGGCGCUGCUUGUUGAUUUUAAUUUUCAAAGAAGACUUUCCAGCAGCCUUAAUAUGUGUCCAAGUCUGUAAAGUCAUUGGCGACCAUCAUAUUGCCAUGGUGUCAUGUGGUCGAUACGUUACUUUCUUCCUCAGGAUCCUUUUGGAUCGACUACGACGCAAUGAAACGGCACCAAUUGACCGAGACGAAGAGAUGCUUGCCUAUGUUUCAGGAGACAUGCAGAGCACCGCGACUGGCAGUUGGAUAUGGCAAGGAAGCGAGACAGGGACACAACUUGAAAACGUGCCACCGCAAUCAUCGCCGUACUCAUCAUCGACCCCCGGCGGUGCAGCCAAGGUUUCUAAUGACAUGGAAUGGGAGGGCUGGGACUGGAUUGACGGAACAUUGCAGUACCUGGCCAGCGAACUACGUCAGCGCGGCUAUGACCGACGAGAUAUCCCGCAAGUCAGGGUUCCGGCUCCUGCUUUUCAUAAGAUCGAAGAGUCACCAGGCAGCACUCCUCGAUCGAGUGCGCCUAAUUCGCGCAUGACUAUCGCGAACAUUAUUUAG